Plasmopara halstedii is the source of this 159-nucleotide messenger RNA. RefSeq lists its product as uncharacterized. The transcript is spliced from 2 exons. The record is from RefSeq and is a predicted model, not a curated record. NCBI's taxonomy places the organism in Eukaryota, Oomycota, Peronosporomycetes, Peronosporales, Peronosporaceae. The coding region runs from base 1 to 159 and encodes 52 amino acids.
AUGGAGAUGGCCUCGUACCAAGAAAAUAUCGGGGCACUAGAGAUCCCUGAGGGAAACGACGCAUCAGAUCCCAUGGUGGGGUUGGCGGAAAGGCGAGGAAGCCUUACAAGUGCACCAUCUGUGGGGUGCUCGGCCACAACCAGGCAGCAUGCCGAUUAG